Messenger RNA from Peronospora matthiolae, 1782 nucleotides. The record is from the annotation of a GenBank genome assembly. Lineage: Eukaryota; Oomycota; Peronosporomycetes; Peronosporales; Peronosporaceae.
AUGCACCGCAAUUCGUCCAGCGACGAUGAUGAAGGGGAUACUCCCGAGCUUCCAAGUGUCUACAGUUUCGGUCAGAAUGCGUUCGGGGAGCUAGCGCUGGGCGACACUAUCGACCGUAACAAGCCGACACGCAUUGAUUGUUGCAGUAUCAAUGACCAGAGCAGCGUCACGGACGUCGCUUGUGGCAAUGAGCUAACGGCGUUGUUGUUCGAGAGUGGGGACGUAUUUACAUGCGGUUACAACGAUAGCGGUCAGUGUGCUGUUGGAUCGACGGACCGGGUGCCGGCGCUCCAGCUCUCGCCAGGAUUGAGUUCUCUUGGCACUUCGAGGCUUUUCUCUGGCAAUGGUAGUGAGCACCUUGCAGCUCUGAGCGCAAAUGGACAAUUGUACACUGUCGGGUUUAACGCGAAUGGGCAGCUAGGCAUCGGCUCUGCAAAAAAUGUAGAAGAGCCUACGCUUGUGGGUGAAUUGGUGAGCAAACGCGUCGUUGUGGCUGCCUGCAGCUACUUUCACACGACAGUUGUGACGGACAGUGGUGAGCUGUACGCAUGCGGUUGCAAUGAGUACGGGCAGCUUGGAUCGAGUGAUAGCGAUGGUCAGCUUGUACCUCGAUCUGUUGGAUACUUUUCACGGCAUCCGGUUCUAGCAGUUGCGUGCGGCCAGCAUUUUACAGUCGCGUCACUAAAAGAAGGAGGUGUCGUAGCGUUUGGAAAAAACGACCACGGCCAACUCGGUAUUGGUCGUACAUCCGAGCCGGUAUUUCACCCGACACGCUUAGCUUCGCCCCUGGAUAAAGCAAUGGUACCCCAAAUUUCGUGUGGGUAUCAUCAUACCGCUGUUAUCACGGAGGACGGUGCUGUGUAUACUUUUGGCCGUAACGACUACGGUCAGCUCGGUCUUGGGCACAAACUACACAUGGCCCGACCAACAGUUGUGGAAAGCUUGUCACGCGUCAGGGUAGUCCAGGUUGCCUGUGGCUGCUAUCAUACAUUGGUGCUUUCGGACGCCGGCAAAGUAUUCCCGUUUGGUCGUAACAAUCAUGGUCAGCUUGGAUUGGAAACAUCAAUGGAUUGUCUAAGCCCUCAGCUUAUCUCGUCCUUGCAGAACAAAGUGGUCGUUAAGAUCGCUGCUGGGUUUUACCAUUCAGUUUGUCUAGUGAAGACAUCUGAAGGGGCGAAGUCAUUGGGAAAAGGCACCGAAACACUGAGCGCAGACUUGAGCAAGAUGCUGAACAAUCCAACUCGAAGCGACGUCGUUUUCGUGGUAGAAGAUCGUCGCUUUUUCGCACAUGGCUGCAUUCUGGCAGCUCGUUGUGAGCCACUCGAGAAAAUGCUAGACGGUCGAACAAAGGACGGGCUGCAGCCGGCGAUUGUUAUCCCCGAGUAUUCGUUUGAUGUUUUCGCUGCUCUGAUGGAGUUUUUGUACACUGACCAAGUAGCUGCUCUGGCUGCACGGGAUCUGACGGCAGAAUUUGCGCUAGAGCUGCAUGGUUUAGCCGAUCAGUACCUGGUUGCCAACCUUCGAAGCUUGUGUGAGAACGCAUUGCUAAGGAUUUUAUCAGUGGAGAACGUUGUCAUUGUGAUGGAGUCAGCGCAUUUUCGUAGUGCUUUCACCUUGAAAAAGCGUUGCGCACGCUUCAUUGUGGACCAUUAUAAUCGCAUCUGUGCAACGGAGGCUUUCGCUGGACUUCCACAAGCCUUGCUAGACGAGGUGCUGCUUCUAGCAUCUCACCAAGGUGUAGCAAAGUCCAAUCAAGCUGAUGAUGGCACUUGCAAAAGAUGA